AUGAAGAAUGUCACACUUAUUCUUGCUAUGAUCCUUUUCUCAAGCUGUGUCACAUCCAAAGUCACAGCAGGAGAACUGGAGUCUUCAACUAACGAAGAGCCAAAUUGGUUCGUCCGUGCCCCCAGAAUAGUAUUGCCGAGGAUCCCUGCAGGCGACUUCCCACCAAUCUCGUUCCAUUCGCCACCUGAAGUCACUAAAUGCUUGUCUGGCAAGCAUGAGAUAAGAACAUGUCUUCAUGAUCUUGCUAGGAAAGCCGAUAUUGGGUCAGAAUGUUGCGCCGCGAUCAAGAAGAUGAAGGAAGAUUGUUACGAAACUGCUGUUAACCGGUUUUGUGACUGUACCAGAAACGUAAACGGCUACAGCCGCUAUACGCCUAUAACCUAUGAUAUAAACCGCUUAAUAAUGUCUGUGAGUAGCGAAGUACAAAAAAGCAAAGUUCUCGAUAACAACGUUUAUGCUUGA
This is a messenger RNA of Raphanus sativus (radish), 462 nucleotides long. RefSeq lists its product as uncharacterized. The record is from RefSeq and is a predicted model, not a curated record. The transcript is spliced from 2 exons. Bases 1 to 462 code for a protein of 153 amino acids. Lineage: Eukaryota; Viridiplantae; Streptophyta; Magnoliopsida; Brassicales; Brassicaceae.